Molecule: messenger RNA, 3798 nt
Organism: Drosophila virilis
Lineage: Eukaryota; Metazoa; Arthropoda; Insecta; Diptera; Drosophilidae
Biological process (GO): positive regulation of actin filament bundle assembly
Cellular component (GO): actin cytoskeleton; nucleus; Z disc
Molecular function (GO): actin binding
Source: RefSeq, a predicted model, not a curated record
UACUAUAUUGUGAAUGUGCGGGAACUUGGCAAUAUAGGAAAAAAAUAGAAUGUGGACAGUGUGGACGCUAUCUUUAAUGUGCACUCAUAUUCUUUGAAUCGAACGGCAUAUACAUCCAUUCAUAUACCGCGUAUUUUGGGUGGGACUCUGCCGCGUAGGACGAGUAUAAUUAAUUGAAGCAAACAAGUGAUAAACUGUUUUGAAUAACUUUUAAAAUGGAUUCUGAAGUUGUGACGAAAUUAAGUGAAAACGACAAUACCGAAUCGGUUGAGGACUCGAAAGAAAAUGUGCCACCUGAAGCAACCGACACAACCAAGGAUCAGAAAGGCGGCGAUGCAAUUGUUAAUGAGGACGUGGCUAGUGCAGAAGAUGACAAUGAGAGUCGUCAUACAGAGAUCAAAACAACUACAAUCGUUACAACUAAAAAGGAUAAUGGCGAUGAAGUUCCCAUUACAGAGACUCAAACAACAACCACGGUCGUUGUCACGAAAAAGGAUAGCGAAGAGGAGACUUCGCAGAAGGAAACUGAAACGACAUCAUCAACAGUUGCUAUAGCUAAAAAUGGAUUGGCUUCCAUUAAAGAUAAUGUAUAUAAUGUUGAUAACAGCCAGAUAAAAGCCGAACCUAAAAAUUCGCAUCCAGUAAAGCCCGAACUGGAAUCGGAUCCGAUUACAGAAACCGCUGAAUUUAUUAACAAAAGUGGCUCGCAAUCAAGUAUUCCGGAUACAUCUACGGAUGCCGCAGAACAAAAUGUUAGUGUUUCCGAAAAGAAAGAGGAAGAGGAAUCCGAAGAGAGUGACAGUACGUCUGAUGAUGAAGACGUGGGAGAAGAGACAGAGGCCAAGAUUAAAAAAAAUAAAGAUGACCGAGAUGAAUCCCAGCCAGAAGUUGUUGCCGUAGAAGUAAAAAAAGCCCAAGACUCAGCUGAAAAAAUAAACAACGCAAAUAAGGAUAUUAAUAAUGAAAUAGAGAACAUUAUAUCUGAUAUUGAUAUAAAUAUAAAAGCACAAGAAAAAAUAACGCAACUCAAGGAACAAGAGCUGCAACUUAUCCAGAAACAAAAGGAGCUGGCCAACCAGAUUCAACAGCAACAAUUAUUGGCUCAAAAGUUGUUUGCGCAAAAUCAAUUAAAGGAACAGGAAUUGAAGGCGCAGCAGUAUCAGCAAAAUCAAUUGAAGGAGCAGGAGCUGAGGGGGCAACAGUAUCAGCAAAAUCAAUUGAAUGAACAAGAGUUGAGGGCGCAACAGUAUCAACAACAGAAGCAGUUCCAGAGCCACAAUGAGCACAAGGAGGAGAUAGCUCCAAAAGUGGCACAGGAUUACACAAGGGCUCACAGCCAGCUAGAAAAUUCAUACGACAAAAAGGAAUCAUCCAACUUGUCGAGGACUGUAGAUUUGCGCAAAAUAUUUACACCAGCUACAGAUGCUCCCGAAAUAUUGCCAAAGAACCGAAAACUCUAUGCCUCAUCAGCAUUUUAUUCCCCAUCACUGCAUCCAACCGUGGAGGACCAGGUUGAGCUUGCUCGCCGAAUAUCGCAUUCAUUGAGCGACAUAAGCAAUCAAACCUCUAAGGGUCAAUCAAUGUAUGUGAAUCGGAAAAAACGAUCCGUAAAAUGGGUUCACGAAGGUUCUGGCCAAGAAAUAGAAGAAGAUGAUAUUAUUGAAACACGCUCAUUAAGUAAAGAAAAUACGGAAGAGAUUUUGAAGCCGGAUUUAAAUAAGCUGGAAAAAAUGCCCUUAAAGCUAGUCAUGAAUCCACGAGGACAAAUGCGCGAUUAUAACUCUCUAAAAGAAUCUAUUAAUGUUGAAUCAGGCCUUUUAUCACCUGACCAUUGCGCUGAGCUAAUAACUGCGCUGCAACUGCAAAAAGGCCGAGGAGCUGAGCUCUUUGCAAAACGUCGUAGAAAGGCUGAAAAUUGGGUAGUCGACGAGACAAAUGCCGGCAUUCACAGUCCAUCUGGUAUUCCAGAUUACCAACAAUAUCAGGCAAGGCCGGCGACCUCGCCGAGCAUAUUGCCAGCUUAUUCGGAUGCUGGAAAGCAUCGGGUUCAACUAAAUCUUCACCAGGAUCAGCUCAUUGAGAAAUACUCAAAGCCAGGUGUCCAGGUGGUUAAAUCACCCUGGGAAGCUGCCCUUCAGACUGGCUCGGCAAGCGCAGCAUUUUUGGAGGACUCCAGAUAUCAAAACCAAACACCGAUUGCCUCUCAAGCGUCACCUGUGCAUUUCAAUCAAGAUGUCACCGAUUUUCCCAGUUCAAUACCAGAGUUGCCGUCACGACAGCCUGCCCCUUAUUAUGGCUUAUCGAACAACGUACAGGAUCCGUAUAAAAAUCUACAUAACAUUCGUGUCCAAGGCCAACCCAAUCAACCCAGCAAUCCACAAAGAGAACUGGCAUACAAGCCAAGCGUGGCACAAGGCUGGGGAGGUCGCAAUGUUGAACUACCAAGAGAGUAUUAUUGGCAAAGCUACCAGCAACAAUAUGAAAGACAGAAUACUGAUGAUAUGAGUGAAUAUUAUUGCUCGAAUGAACAUGUUCUCAUAGAUCCAAAGAUCUAUGGAGCUAAUAUAACUAAUAAUUCAAACAACUAUUUAACAGAUGAAAUUGAACACAGGCUACUACAGUUAGAACAAUUUCAGAAAUGCUUUAUGCAACAGCAAAGGCUGGGUCUAAACAUAGGAAGCAAACAUGGCAUGCCUGAGGCAUCUGGUCAACGAAAUGUGCCUACGGACAUGUACAGAAUAAUUAAGGAAUCUGAGAUUGCUUCCGAUAAUACUAAAUUAUCAAAAUGCAAAGAAGAUAUAGAAAAGAAUAUUGCUGAAGUAACUGAUCCAGUUAAUGUACGUGAAUUAAUUUUCUCAUUUGAGCAACAGUCCUUACGAGAACACGAAGGACUUCAGAAAAACCGAUGCGAAUUUACAACUGACACAAGGCGUUUGACUGACGAUAAUUCAAAAUCACAAAGUAAUUUCGCAUUGGAAACGGAAAGAAAUGAUGAUGCUGAUGAAUCCACAACCAAAGGCUUAUAUGUGCCCAAGGAAAUCUCACUAUCAAGCUACGCACCUCCGCCGAUACAGCAACAGACAUCUAAUUUUCAAAGCCCAACAAAGCCCGAAUUUUCAAAAGGAUAUAUGACAUCUCAUGUUGGUGAUGCACCAAGUGGUUUUCCCAUUUCGAAUCCCACAUCCGGAUUAUAUUCAUCAGUACCGCCCAAGCAACAACUCUAUGCUCCGGCGAGUUACCAAAAGGUGCCCCCAAGCUCUGUCCAGGCGGCACCACAGGUCAACUUUAAUCCCUCUCCGUUAUCAUUUGAUAAGUUAUCCAAAUUUCAAGAAUCCAACCAGAGAAAUUCUGGUGUUUCGACUCAGCGAUAUCUUAAUGUAAACAAACAGCCAGCAUAUAAAAACGUGCGGAAUGCAUCCCCCACUCCUUUCACGCCUGGAGGCAUCGGAAAUUGUGCAGGUUUUGAUAAUAUCCAACGAUCACCUUUUUCAUCGACCCCAUCAAAUUAUGCACAGAAUCCAUAUAGCCCGGAAUCUCAUCAAUUGCGUGCCCCCGCUCAAUGCUUCAACAACAGCGCUCGUGGCUGGACCCAAGCCCCUAAUCCUCAACGAAAUGCCCUUUCUUCAAAACUCCCAGUAGCGACAGAAGGUCUCCCUUACUCAGACUUCUGAUAUUGAUCAGAUAUUAUAUAUUAUAGUUCUUAAUUUGUAAUCCGAUUACGAUUUACGACAUGCUAAUCUUCUAUUCAACGUAUACAUACAUAUACAUACAUAUGUAUAUACAUAUAUAUAUAUAUAU